AUGUCAGUCGACGGCGCCAGGCGCUGUUCCCGGUAUUUCGUUGCCACUGGUCGAAGAAACUACCAACACGACCGACAGAGAUGCACCAGCGCUAUCGUCAUCGUCGUCGUCGAAUGUCACCCAACGCCCAAUCUGUCCGCUACCUCGUCCAUCUGUACCGAACCGCCUGCAAGCGCCACUGUCCACGCUAGGUAUCGUCACAAAAGUGAAGGCGGGAUUUACAGAAUGAUUCACCCGAUUCGUCAGGCCGCUAACAAGCAUCCGGUGGGAAGGCAGCCUGUAGGAAUCCAGCCCUUUGUAUAUGCAAACUUUCUCCGGGCUCAUAAAUGCUAUGAUCUUAUUCCCACGAGCACCAAGCUGGUUGUAUUCGAUACGCAGCUACAGGUGAAAAAAGCAUUCUAUGCUCUCGUGUACAAUGGCGUCAGGGCAGCACCUUUAUGGGACGGUUCUAGCCAUCGAUUUAUUGGAAUGUUGACAAUUACCGAUUUCAUAUUUCUUCUUCACAAGUAUUACAAAUCCAAAGGAGACAAGAUGCAGGAACUGGAGCAGCACUGUAUCAGCACGUGGCGAGGUAACCGCUGA
Molecule: messenger RNA, 582 nt
Organism: Soboliphyme baturini
Lineage: Eukaryota; Metazoa; Nematoda; Enoplea; Dioctophymatida; Soboliphymatidae
Source: the annotation of a GenBank genome assembly